Molecule: messenger RNA, 3727 nt
Organism: Bactrocera dorsalis (oriental fruit fly)
Lineage: Eukaryota; Metazoa; Arthropoda; Insecta; Diptera; Tephritidae
Product: piggyBac transposable element-derived protein 4-like
Exons: 2
Coding region: 1131-2621 (496 amino acids)
Source: RefSeq, a predicted model, not a curated record
ACAUGAAAAUUUUCAUUAGCACUGCUGUGCUACCGCUUCCAAUUUUUUGCUACCGCUACGCCAGAGCAUAGCGCAGAAUUUAAUUUUUUGCUCCCGCUCCAGCUAUAGUUUUUUAACUAACAAAACUCGGAGCAGAGUAGAGCACUUCUUUUACACUGUUAUGCUAAGGCUAUGCUGUGGCUCCCGACAAAGUGAGAGCGGUAGCAAGAGUAAAAUGAAAUGCUACGGGAGUAGCAUAGUUUUUCAAACGCUGGUCACCAGAGCAUGCUAAUAUUACCCCAAAAAUGCUAAUUGAGUUACCAAAUAUUGCUGUAGAGGUGCUCUCUUUUCUCUUCAAUGUAAAUCUAAGUUUCGGAUACUAUCCAAUUUCAUAUAUAAAUUCGCUGAUUAUCUUGAUAGAUAAACCUGAGAAAAACUUUACACUUGACUCCUUUCCUUCACGAAAAUAAUAUAAUACCAACGCACCAAUUCAGGUUUCGUGAAAAACAAAAUAUGAUAGAGCACGUAAAUAGAAUUACUAACGAAAUAAGAAAAGCAUUUGAGCACAGAGAGUAAUGUUCAGCUAUAUUUCAAGACGUGGCUCAGUCAUUUAACCCUUCUGCACAAAUUGGGUCAAAAUGACCCAAAUUUAAGAAACAAACACGUAUUACCAUGCCUUAGGAUGGCUAAUUGCUUAUAAAACCAUUUUGAUAUCCUCAGUCUGAGUCUUAUGGUGAGUUGUACGUACACAUUUUUUUUCCAGGACGAGCCAGUUUUUUUACAUAAUUUUUUAAAAACUUUUCGUACGCGUAUACAAUUUGUGGGUCAUUUUGACCACCAAGAAAAUUUUUACUCAAAUGUGACUAAACAAAAAAAGCGUGCUAGUGCUCAUUUGUGAAUUUUGCGGUGCCUAGUGAUAACGGUAUUGAACUUUAUUUUCUGAUUUUUUUUUAUGCUAUGUAUGUACGUAUGUAUAUAGUUGGUGAAUUUUGUUUUGCUCUGGGAUAACUGUAUUCUACUACAUACAGCAAACAUACGUACAAGCUUAUGAAAAUGUUGUCAGUUGUGUGAUUUAUUUGAACUGUGAAGACGCUCGUGUAGACAAUUUUUUUGCUCAGUGAUAUGCGAAUGUAAAAAUCUGUGCCAUUAAAAUGCAGCGAAGAAACCAGAUUCUAUCACGGCAAAGAAUUGAAGAAAUUUUCAAUGAUGAUGACGAGUCACUUGAUGAAGCGUCUGAUGAAGAUCAAGAUUUUCGAUGUGAUGAAUCUGAAAUAAAUGAGUCUGAUAUAUCUACAGAUUCUUUUGAUAGCGUUGAAAGUCUUAGCAGAGAAACACAAGGAAAUAAGGAAUGUUUUCCUGCAAAAGAUGGUACGAUUGUUUGGUAUAAAGAUCCUCAACAAAUGCAAUGCAGCAGAAUGCGACAAGAAUGCAUUCUUUCAAAUAAACCAGGCCCUUCACAACACGCACGUUCCUUGGUUGCUAGCAUAAAAGGUGCUUUCGAUUUAUUCAUUUCACUAGAACUGAAACAAAUUAUUGUUGAAAUGACCAACCUCAAGGGCGUGCAGUUAUAUGAAAGUAAGUGGGAGAUCAUUGAUAUAAUGGAACUGGAAGCAUACUUUGGGCUGCAGAUCAUGGCUGGUGUUUCCAAGUCUAACGGGGAAAGCUUGAGAUGUUUAUGGGAUGAAACAAAUGGAAGACCCAUAUUCCGCGCUGUUAUGCAUAUUGAACGAUUUAUGCAAAUUUCACGAUACCUCCGUUUUGAUAGCCAUGAAGAUAGGGAAACCAGACGGUUACGUGAUAAGCUAGCUCCAAUAAGAAAUAUUUGGGACAAAUGGAGCAAAAAUCUUAAACUGAUGUAUAAUCCAAAUGAAAAUGUGACCGUCGAUGAGCAGCUGGUACCUUUUCGUGGAAGAUGCUGUUUUAGACAGUACAUACCUUCCAAACCUGCCAAAUAUGGCAUAAAAAUAUGGGCUCUUUGCGAUUCCAAGUCCAACUACGCAUGGAAUAUGGAUGUCUAUCUAGGAAGGGCCAGAAAUACUCAGCCAGAAAAGAAUCAAGGUAAAAGCUAUCAACAUGAGAAAAAUAGCAGUGAAACAAAUAAUACAAAAAUAUUUUCUUUAGGUGAAAAUGUAGUUAUAAAUCUCACACGCAAUUUGGGGAGAGGUUAUACCGUCACGUGUGACAACUUUUUUACAACCUACAAUUUGGCUGUCGAAUUGCUACGACGUAAAAUAACGGUAGUAGGAACAGUUAGAAAGAACAAGAAGUUUCUUCCCCUCCAAGCUAUUGACGUCAGGAAAAAACCAGAGUAUUAUUCGGAAUUCUUUUUCACACAAAAUGUGACUGUUGUGACCUAUAUGCCAAAGAAAUACAAAUUCGUUGUUGCAAUGAGUACUCUUCAUCAUUCGGCAGAGACUAGGGCUGAUCAGAAAAAGAAACCAGAAAUAAUACAUCACUAUAAUGCGACUAAAGCAGGUGUUGAUGGGCUGGACCAAUUAGUAGCAACGUACACAUGUAAACGCCAAACGAAACGAUGGCCAGUUGCACUCUUUUCCAAUAUGGUCGAUGUUUCGGGAUAUAACGCAUAUGUUAUAUGGACCGAACUUAAUCCCGAAUGGAACAGAUUAUUGUCCACAUACUAAAAACUCCAACAAGCAUUCAGUUCGUUGCGAUAAAUGCUUGAAAUUUAUAUGCAAACAACAUAGUGUAAAGGCAGUUAUAUGUAUAAAUUGUCAGAAUUGAUGUAUUUUUUACUGAGUCCUAUUGAAAACAAUUUUGAAUUUGUUAAUUUUAUGUUUGAAUAAUAAAAAAAAUGAGUUUGCCAUUAUAAUUUUAACAUACUGACGUGUUUUUGCUAUUGGGUCAUAUUGACCCACAAAUUGUUUAUGAGGGGUACAAUCUCAAUUUGUGCAGAAGGGUUAAUAAGGUGUGGCAUGAAAGCCUCUUAAAUAAGAUUAAAAACAUUCUACCUUUAUAAUUUUAUGAAACAUUGGAGUCUUAUAUAAUAGGGUGGGUCGAUUCCGGACUUUUUUCGAUUCGGUAUUUCUAAUAGUGCGGAAAAGUUGCCUUAGUACUUCCUGAUUCCAAUGCCACUUUUUGUUUUGAGAUCGGAUUGCAUCUUCAACCCCAACUCCGGCCUUGAAAUUUCGGAAAUUCGCCUAAAAUCGUGAAAUUGUCUACCUAGCUCCUGAAAUACGCAUCUCAUGGCAAAAUGUAUGAAACAAAAGUUAUUUGUCACGUCAUUUGCUUCCGAAAUGUGAUCAUGGCCGUAGGACGAACCGUUCCCGAGAUACGAGCGAAAAGGCGGCGCGCCACAGCGCAAGGUGAAAAUUGUUGCAGCUCUCAGCUAACCUGUAUUGGUCACCCAGAACCCACCGCGUGGAUGUGGCUGCUCUUCGGGUUCCUCCCAAGCCCAACCCAACCAACCAACCAUAUGUCAGGCUUGUUUUAGUCUAAAUCUGUGUCAAAUUUAUUGAUAAAUCAGAUUUUGUACUAAACGUUGGCACUUGUUGCCUAGAUUUCAGUGUAGAGCGUAUAAAACGAUCACGGGAUUGGGGGCCAAUAACUUUAGAAGAUGCCUCUGUCACCAGUUUGACGGUUCUCUCGACUGCCACGGUGUGAGAGGGGAAUUCACUAAAUUUCCAUACCUCUGCAGUGUCUCCCGAUAGCCCUUUUAUGAGUUCUUCGUUAGAAACUGAACAAAGAACUGGUGGAACAGUCAGGGUAAUAGUCUGCCAGUUAAUCAUAU